UUCGUCUCAAGUAAAAAAGGAGUCCACCUUCCAGAGAGGGAAGCUCUGAAAUCGCCAUCGUCAUUUCCCUCAGAUCUGCUCAAUCGCCAGCGCAGUUUCCAGAAAUCAGAUGUCGUACGCCGAACGAGACACCGUCCCCCUCAACCAGUCCUCCCAAUCCGACAUCGAUGAGAUCGAAAACCUCAUGAACUACAGCAUCCAAUCGGGUCCCGCUACUGUCCUCCCCGCCCGUCCACCAUCUCCUACGCGCGCAUCCAUUCCCGUAUCUUCUUCCCCCUUCAUCCCAUCCAACCUUCCUCAGAAACCGGCAUCUGUCCCUGCCGCACCUCCACCGCCUUCUAACCUCAACCGCAAUGCUAAUGCUAAUGCUGGGACCAAUGGUCAACAACAGUCCGGCAUGACUGGCUUCGGGUCUCCGCCGAACACGUUGACUGAACCCGUGUGGGAUACGGUGAAACGAGAUCUUUCGAGGAUUGUUAGUAAUUUGAAGUUAGUUGUUUUUCCGAAUCCGUUUCGUGAGGAUCCGGGGAAAGCUUUGCGAGAUUGGGAUCUUUGGGGGCCGUUUUUCUUCAUUGUGUUUCUAGGGCUCGUUCUAUCUUGGUCCGCCUCGGUAAAGAAGUCUGAAGUUUUUGCUGUCGCUUUUGCACUACUUGCAACUGGUGCCAUCAUUCUGACAUUGAAUGUCUUGCUGCUGGGUGGUCAUAUAAUCUUCUUCCAGAGUCUGAGUCUAUUGGGUUACUGUCUAUUCCCUUUGGACAUUGGAGCGUUAAUCUGCAUGUUGAAGGACAACGUCGUUUUAAAGAUCGUGGUUGUGUGUGUGUCGUUGGCAUGGAGCUCGUGGGCUGCAUAUCCGUUCAUGAGUACCGCGGUGAAUCCUAGAAGAAAAGCUCUCGCCCUUUACCCUGUGCUACUCAUGUAUGUAUCUGUUGGUUUCCUUAUCAUUGCCAUCGAUUAGUAAUUAAUACCAUUUUGUCAUACGAAAUUCUUUUGUUACCUGAUGAACGAUGAAACUCAUGUAAUAGCAGCUGUCGUCGGUUUACGUUUGAUAUGGGUUCGGCUUCUGAGUUGUAGAAUACUUGGAGGUUUGAUCCUUCUAUAUGUUAUAUCUGUAACAAAGUUUUGAAGAUGAUGUUUUCUAAAUAAAACUUGUUUUUUUUUCUUUA
Messenger RNA from Cynara cardunculus var. scolymus (artichoke), 1163 nucleotides. RefSeq names its product protein YIPF6 homolog. The transcript has 3 exons. Gene Ontology annotation, cellular component: trans-Golgi network; membrane. The record is from RefSeq and is a predicted model, not a curated record. Gene Ontology annotation, biological process: endoplasmic reticulum to Golgi vesicle-mediated transport. The coding region runs from base 110 to 955 and encodes 281 amino acids. Lineage: Eukaryota; Viridiplantae; Streptophyta; Magnoliopsida; Asterales; Asteraceae.